AUGUCGCGCCCUCUCUCCCUCUUCAGCGUCCAGGCGAUCCUGGUCCUGGCUAUCGACGAUGGCUCGCGCAUCCUCACCAAGUACUACUCGAACCCGCACCCGCCCGCCGGCCAACAGAGCGACUACCCCGGCCAGAUUGCAUACAAGACGGUCAAGGACCAGAAGGCUUUUGAAAAGGGGCUCCUGGAGAAGACAGCUAAGCAGACAACCGACAUUAUACUAUACGACCAAAAGGUCAUUGUCUUCAAGAUGGAGUCGGACGUCAUGCUGUAUGUCGUUGGAAGCGCCGACGAGAACGAGGUUCUGCUGUACAGCGUCGUCCUGGCCCUCAGGGACUCGCUCAACAUCCUCCUCAAAAACUCUGUGGACAAGCGCACCGUCAUCGAGAACUACGACCUCGUGUCGCUCGCCAUUGACGAGCUGGUAGACGACGGCAUCAUCCUCGAGACGGACCCCGUCGUUGUCGCCUCGCGCGUCAGCAAGCCGCCGGCGCAAGACAUGACGUCGAUGAAGAACAUUGACCUUUCGGAACAAGGAUUCCUGAAUGCCUGGGAGUUUGGCAAGAGGCAGCUCGCAGAGAGGAUACGGCAGGGUCUAUAAGCGUGUUUGGUUUCUGGGGCAUGGCGUUGCUGGAGUUGAGGAUAUAGUGCAUGCUGCAUUGCGAAUGCUAUGAAUCGUGACGUGCCGCAUCAUAGAGUAGGUAGCGCAUUACACCAGAUAAAAAGGGCCUAAUGAAC
Exserohilum turcica Et28A is the source of this 737-nucleotide messenger RNA. RefSeq lists its product as uncharacterized. Gene Ontology annotation, biological process: intracellular protein transport; intra-Golgi vesicle-mediated transport; retrograde vesicle-mediated transport, Golgi to endoplasmic reticulum. The coding region runs from base 1 to 600 and encodes 199 amino acids. The record is from RefSeq and is a predicted model, not a curated record. The transcript is spliced from 5 exons. Lineage: Eukaryota; Fungi; Ascomycota; Dothideomycetes; Pleosporales; Pleosporaceae. Gene Ontology annotation, cellular component: COPI vesicle coat.